Microplitis demolitor is the source of this 1816-nucleotide messenger RNA. Its product is annotated as coiled-coil domain-containing protein 191. Gene Ontology annotation, molecular function: phosphatase binding. The transcript has 2 exons. Lineage: Eukaryota; Metazoa; Arthropoda; Insecta; Hymenoptera; Braconidae. Bases 84 to 1793 code for a protein of 569 amino acids. The record is from RefSeq and is a predicted model, not a curated record.
UUAAAUAAAUAUUUUUAAUAAAUUUUUCGAGGGUAAAUUUAAAUUUGAAAUAAUUCGGGUAAAAAAUAAUUUACUUUUAUAAAAUGGAUGCCGGUAGUAUUUUAUGCCGGGAACGGAAUCAGAAAAUUAAGUGGAUAUUUGGACGGACUGAUGAAGAACCUGAUUUAUCGCCGGCGUUUGAAACGAUGAGUCAAAAAGUAAAUUUUCAAAUAAGAACGAGUAGACAUUUGCAGAAUAAUGAGUAUAAGGAAGAAUUUAAUGUGCAAAAGAUUGAAAUUAUGAAGCCGAAAGUUAAAGAGCCUUCUGGGAAUAUUACAGUGACAAUAAAAGACAAGCCAUUGUCGGCCAAUUCAAAAGAACGUAAUUAUGAAAUGAUGAAGAAAGUAUUUACCUGUCUUUUAAAUUUUGCUAAAGAGUCAAAACGUUUGAGAUUAUUGAAAAUUAAGCUUCAAGAAAAUUAUGCGCGAAAACAAUUGAAACGAUACUUUAACAAGUGGAAAAUGCUAGUUGAUGAGCUUAAAUUUUUGAAUAAAAAUAAAAAAAAAGAAUAUGAAAUUGAGGAUAUUAAAAAAAUAGAAUUAUUCGUUAAUGCUAUAAAAGAUAAACAGAAAAAUGUAUCAAGAGUUAUAAAUAAAAAGAGUAUAUCUGUUGAUACAAAGGAUUUAGUUAAUUCACAAGCUGAAAUAAAUAGCGCUAAUGUGUCGGAGUCAUUUGCAAAUCGUUUAAAGAUGCAGAAAAAAAUUAUUUCUGAACAAAGGUCCAAGUUGGCUGAGCAAAAUCGUCUUAUUCAGGAUAUGAAAUUACAACAGAUUAAAGUUGAAUCGAAACUAAGUGAGCUAGAGACGCUUAAUACAGCAAAAGGAACUUUUUCACACUGCAAAAAGAAAUCGAAAAAAAUUUUACGUCAAUUAAUGUUACGAGAAGGCAUUGAUUGCCAUGAAGUCGAACAAGUAUUGAGUGAUGGUGUACCGAAACCUAAUCCUCCGAUUUUUUUGGCUAGAAUGGAGGCGAGAGCUCAAGCGCGACGAGAACGAGUUGCUAGACGUGAGUAUGAACGUAAGAAAAAAUUACAAGAGCAAAAACAAUUGGAGGAAAUAAUGAAAAUGAAUGAGAGAGAGGCGGCGCGUAGAAAACUUGAGCUAGAGGCGCAAGAAAAAGCUCGACAGAUUCGUCGGCGUAGAGAAGAAGAACGGGAACGAGCUUUAAAUAUUGAAAAACUUAAACACGAUAUGCAGCGAGCUGAUGAUUUUUAUCGAAAGUAUUUACUCCGACGAUUUAUCAUGCGGCCUUUGAUUUAUUUUAUCCAAUCAGUACGUAAUGAUAUGAUUAAAGCUAAGAUACAUUAUCAUAAAUCUAUUCUUCGAAAAGUAUUUUUAAAAUGGAAAACUGAAACUGAAAGAGAGAUUGAAAUAAAAACAGAAGUUUAUGUUGAUAUUUAUCAUAGAAACCUUACCUGGAGGAUUUUUGAAAACUGGCUGAAAUUAACAAGAGACAAUAAAAAUAAAUAUAAGAUCGCUGUUGAGCAUUAUAACAAUCGAUUGAAAAAACAUUAUUACGAUAAAUGGUUGGCUUAUACAUUGUCAAUGAAAAUUAUCGAUAACAAUAAUCAACAAGUGGCUAUAAAUUUUUACAAUGAAAAAGUAAAAUAUAAUUAUUUUAAUAUGUGGAAAAAAUAUUUACGAGUUUUGGACAAAGUUGAAGAAAGCGACAAACAAAAAAAUAAACUGAGGCAAUUAGUACAGUCGGUGAUUCCUGACUUUGCUCCUCAGCACAGAGGAGUAAUAAUUGAUUAGUUACAAGAAUAAGUUAUAUUAUA